UCCGCCAUUCUCUGCAGUCUGCAUUGGAUAUGGCGUCACUGAAAAAGUGUAGGAGUCGAGAAACUUCACCCAUGUAAAUAACGUUAAUAAAAAACUGUGACAAGCGCUAGGCAGCAAUAUUGAGUACAUAGCUAUAAAUAUAUAUAUAUAUUACCAGUUAUUUUUUAAGUAUGCCUCGAAAAAAGCCAUUUAGCAACAAACAGAAGAAGAAACAGCUACAAGUCAAACGGGAGAGAAAGAGAGGUGACACAGGUUCCGGGCCUAGCAGCCGCAAUGCCAGUGUGGAGCGAGGAGGAGAGCGGCAGUCGGAUACCUCAGACAGCGAGACCACAGAUAUUAGGAGAAUAAAUCAGCAGCCCUUCGGCAGAGAAGGUAGAUAUGAUCCCAACAGGUUCCGACUGCACUUUGAAAAAGAGAGUAAAGAAGAUGUGGAGAAGAGGAAGAAGAUUGCCAGGGAGAAGGUGCUGCAGCCAGUCUCCGACAAAGAACUUGAGACUUCUAUCGAUGACAUCUACCCCUCAGAGAAAGGUCUUGGUUUCCCACGACGGCCGUCCUGGAAUUAUGAGAUGACGCGAGAGAGCUUGUUGAGAAAAGAAGAGAAGUCAUACAGAGAGUAUCUUGAUGACCUACACUCCAGAAACCCACCUGGCUCUCUUAGCCACUUUGAGCACAAUCUGGAGACAUGGAGGCAGCUAUGGAGAGUGUUAGAAAUGUCAGAUGUCAUCCUGCUCAUUGUGGACAUCAGGCACCCGAUGCUGCAGUUCCCUCCAGCCAUAUACCACUACAUCACUGGAGAUCUCCAGAAGCAGAUGAUCCUGGUGUUGAACAAAGCCGACCUUUGUCCUCCCCCACUGGUCAUCGCCUGGAAACACUACAUGACCUCUCAGUUCCCCCACCUGCAAAUAGUCUGCUUCACCUCCCACCGUGGACAGCCCUACAGCACAGUGCUCCAGAAAAAGAGGAUGAGGAGGAAGGCUGACUGGAGUCACGCUGGAGGUCCUACAGACAUCCUGAAGUCCUGUCAGGAGAUCACGGCAGGGAGAGUUGACCUGUCCAGCUGGGAGCAGAAGAUUCACAGAGAUGCUGUUGCUGAGCAACUGGAUGAGGAGCGGCCAGAUGAAGGAGCGGAGUCGGUGCUGAUGGAGCAUCAAAGUGAUAGCGCUAUGGAAAUGAGCAACCCUACCCAGGAGCUCUACAAAGAUGGGGUUCUCACACUGGGCUGCAUAGGUUUUCCAAAUGUUGGUAAGUCAUCUGUCAUCAACAGCCUGGUUGGGAGGAAGGUGGUGAGCGUAUCUCGAACCCCAGGCCACACCAAAUACUUCCAGACCUACUACCUCACCCCGACAGUCAAACUGUGUGACUGCCCCGGACUCGUCUUCCCCUCCCGUGUCAAUAAACAGUUACAGAUCGUGGCAGGCAUCUACCCAGUGUCUCAGCUGCAGGAGCCCUACAGCUCAGUCGGUUAUCUAUGUGAGAGAACCCCAUUCCUCUCUGCACUGAAGCUCAAACAUCCCAGUUUACAAGAAAAUGAACCCCAGCAAGGAAGCCAGGGGUCUGAAGAGCCCGGCUGGACUGCCUGGGAUGUUUGUGAGGCUUGGGCAGAGAGGAGAGGCUAUAAAACAGCAAAAGCAGCUCGCAAUGAUGUUUACCGUGCAGCAAACAGUCUCCUGAGGUUGGCCAUUGAUGGCAGAUUGUGUCUCUGUCUCAGACCACCUGGCUACAGCUGCCUGAGAGAGCAUUGGGAAAACCACCCAGACUUACCAGAAAUAAUGGCUCUACAAGGACGGUUGACAGAGGAGGAAGGUAUGGGAGACAGGGACGAUGAGGAGGAUGGAGAGUCCAGCACCGAGCCCGAGGAAGAGAGAGACCGGGACGCGGAUGAUGAUGAGGACGGAGAUGAUGAAGAUGAGGGGUUUGGAAAACCAAGGCGGAAGGAGGAUAAGCCAUCCGGCUUCACUGUCAACAUGUACAAUGUCCUUCGGGAAAAUGAGUGCGAGUAACGACAGAGGGAAAAACGAGCAGGAAGAAAUAAGUCGUUCCUCUUUCCUGAUCCUCCCCAUCAAGCCCAGUACAUUUUUCAUUCCUGUUUUUUCCUAAAUCUGCAUUCCUUCUCCUUUUUUCUUGCCUCUACACACCUCAUGUCAUUACCUUCUACAUUAACAUGAUCUAUUCUAAUUCACUCACCCCCGUUUCCUUCUCCCGGUAAUAUACAGAGCAUAUUCAUGUACUCCAUGCUGUGCCUCUGCUCUGCUUGUUCAUCCAUGAAGCUUGUUCUUCUCUAUUGCUCCAAGGAAUGUUUUUGGUUUGGGUUUUUUUUGCAUGUUGUUCUCAGAGACUAUUGAAGUAACUUCCCUCAACCUGGAAUAAUCAACCAACUGGUUUCCAAUCUCUUUAUUGAUAAGUGACCUCACAGCUGAGAUGCCAAAGUUCAGGAAAGGAUGAUAAAACAAAUCAAAUGCACUGUUGAUAUGAUGUCAUUCACUGGAGCAGCCUUUUGGCUCUCAGAGCAGCUGGAAAUCUAAGAACAUGACUCUAAAUCUUCUUAAUAGACCAGAGUACAUCAAAACUUUGGUUAAGGGGUGUGGGAUGGGAUAUGUGAAAUAAAACCAAGAUUUCACACACAGUUUUGCAGUAUAACCGCUGUGUUAGAGGUUCAUUUAUCUGAACUUGGGUUUGAUUUAGAUUAUACUGUGUCUGCGAGUGAUAUAUUAUUUGCUGUGUCUCUGCACAGUCAGCAGGAAAUUUCAUUGGGAUCGAGGGGGGGGUGGGGGUUGAAUCCUUGUAUUGCUGGAUGAGGCUGUUUCAGGAAUUAAACAUGUAGUGUUUUAACUACUACACACAAAAUAUCCCUCGAUGCUGAUCGAGAUCUACAAUAUUUAGUGCAGGAUUUGGCUACAAUCAUUCAGCAAGUUUAUUUGCUAAUGACAGUACAGUAGGUUUGAUCCCACUGAGACUGCUUAAUAAUCAGUUAAAGGAAUGGUUCAACAUUUUGGGAAAUAUGCUUAUUUUCUUUCUUGCUAAGAGAGAGAAGAAAAUAUUGCUAUUACUCUCAUUUCUGUAUGAUAAAUAAAUAUGAAGCUACCGCCAGCAACUUGUUAGCUUAGCACGAAGACUGGAAACUGACAAAAUCCACUUACCAGCACCUCUAAAGGUCACUAAUUAACACAUUACAUCUCGCUUAUUUAUACAGCACAAAAACAGAGUAUAAAAAAAGACAUGUUGUAGUUUCAGGGAGGGUUUAUGAGCAGAACUAUUAGCUCCUUUUACAACCUCAUGGCGAACAUAAGCGUGGUAUCGAUCUUCUCCUCUAAAUCUCUUCAAGAAAGCGAAUAAGCAUAUUUCCCAAAUGUGGAACUGUUCCUUUGACCACACAGAAGGAGGGGGACUGGUCAUCACGGCUUCCAUCUGUCCAUCAUUAUAAACAACUUUAUGACUCCAGCUUUGCUCUACUGUUGGUUUUAUGAAAUAUAACUGUGACAUAACACUCAAUUUCAAGGUCUGAUCUUGUAAUGUUAUACAACUCCUGCAGACUUUUCCUCAGUGUUGGUCAACACUAAGAUUUUUUUCUAACUUUCUUCUGAAAUUAGAAAAACUGACAUCAUCGCUGUUUGACCAGUCUCUCUCUCUCUCUCCUUCUCUGUGAUGGCCCCACUACAAUCCUGAGUGCUGUAUUAUUAUUAUGUGCUGUUGUCGUGCCUCAUUCAUGUGCUCACUGAGGUAACCCUACAGCACAGUGCUGUGUUACCGUGUAAUACAUCACACUGCAGCCACAUGCAGUCAUUUCUACCAUCGGUACAAUGUAAAGCAGUUGCUCAACACUACCAUGCUGUUAGAAAACACAAUAGACUUGCGGUUGUGUUGAUGUGGCUUUUGUUUUUUUUGUUUUUUCUUUUGGAAAUAUUGAAACAGACAGCAUCUGGAAAGUGUAGUGUGAGUGUGAAAGCUUGAGGUGUGUUCAGGAUAUUUGCUGCAUUCCUCAAUUCAUUCCUAGUAUGCUUCAUGUUGAACUGGACUGCUUUCUGCAAUAAAAGAAAAUAAUCCUCUAAACCA
Molecule: messenger RNA, 4050 nt
Organism: Thunnus maccoyii (southern bluefin tuna)
Lineage: Eukaryota; Metazoa; Chordata; Actinopteri; Scombriformes; Scombridae
Gene: gnl1
Product: guanine nucleotide binding protein-like 1
Exons: 12
Coding region: 171-2000 (609 amino acids)
Molecular function (GO): GTP binding; GTPase activity
Source: RefSeq, a predicted model, not a curated record